AUGUCCACACCAAAAGCACAAACAUCUUCCCCUGGCGAUGCCUACUCAGACAGUUCGAUUUCAAUGCGAACACCGUCCAUGAAGUUCAUAUAUCGCCUCGAGUGCGAAAUGGCAAAAGAUAAUCAUUUUGUUGGAGCUCAGUCUGGCACAAGCAAUGCCAGAGUCGUUAUGCCCAUUGUCGGCGGCACUGUCAAGGGACCUCAAAUCUCGGGAAUUAUAGAGCACAUGAGUGGAGCAGAUUGGGGUCUUGUGAUUGGAAAGACAGGUCUUACGCGUCUGGAUGCGAGAUACACUCUCAAGACCGAUGACGGGCACUACAUCUAUAUCGUCUCGAAAGGCAUCUUUAAGCCUGGUCCUGGUGUGAACAUUGACCCUGAUAACCGUACUCGCAUGACCCAAGAUGAGGUGGACUGGUUCACGCGCUUGCAAUUCGAGGCUUCGGGACCGUAUGACUGGUUGAACAGCGUCUUCGGUAUCGGCGUCCUCGCUAUGAAUGACAGCAAGAUCUUGAUAGACGCCUAUGAGCUGACGAACUUCAUGUAA
Molecule: messenger RNA, 543 nt
Organism: Aureobasidium melanogenum CBS 110374
Lineage: Eukaryota; Fungi; Ascomycota; Dothideomycetes; Dothideales; Saccotheciaceae
Exons: 2
Coding region: 1-543 (180 amino acids)
Source: RefSeq, a predicted model, not a curated record